Molecule: messenger RNA, 1062 nt
Organism: Alternaria postmessia
Lineage: Eukaryota; Fungi; Ascomycota; Dothideomycetes; Pleosporales; Pleosporaceae
Exons: 3
Coding region: 1-1062 (353 amino acids)
Molecular function (GO): dioxygenase activity
Source: RefSeq, a predicted model, not a curated record
AUGCCUAGCGCCGGCGAUGCUCCUCCCAUUCUGGACUUCUCCAAAUUCUACCAGAGUGAUGCGACUUCCAAGAAACAGCUUGUAGAAGAAGUGCGAAACUGCUGUCUGCACAAUGGCUUCUUCCAGAUUACCGGACAUAACGUACCCAUCGAGUUGCAGCAGAAGAUGAUGGACUGGAAUAAGAAGUUCUUCAAUCUGCCAUUAGAAGAGAAGAACAAAGUAAACAAGGAUACAUCAAACACAUGGAACCGCGGUUACGAGCUGCUCAAAUCCCAGAUGUUGGAAGAAGGAACAUCGCCAGAGCUCAAAGAAGGAUACUACAUCGGCGAUGAAAUUCCCAAAACACAUCCCUACUUUCUCAACAAAAGACUCAACUCUGGCCCAAACAUGUGGCCCUCGGAGUCAUCUCUACCAGACGUGCAAGACUUCAAGAACACAUCACUAGAGUACUACGCCCAAGUCGUACAGCUCGCAAAAGAUAUCCUAAAAGUACUCGCUCUGACCCUCGAUCUAUCUGAAGACUACUUCGACGAAUACGCCAGCGGCGCAGUAGCAACAAUGCGGCUCCUCCACUACCCCUCGCAGCCACCCGACAGCCCAGCAAAACUCACUCGUGGAAUCGGCGCACACACAGAUUUUGGCUGCAUAACAAUCUUACUCCAAGAUACUGUUUCUGGUCUUCAAGUCUACGACUACACGACAAAAGAGUGGCUCGAUGUAACCCCCACUCCUGGCGCUUUCGUCGUGAACCUAGGUAACUUGAUGAUGCGAUGGAGCAACGAUCGUUACAUAUCCAAUCUCCAUCGCGUCAUUAACGUGAGUGGCGAGGAGAGGUACAGCAUUCCUGUCUUCUUCUCUGGAAACCCGGAUUAUGUGGUUAGUUGUCUGCCAAAUUGUAAGGCGGACGGGGAACAACCAAAGUGGCCUCCGAUUACAGUUGAACAGGCAAUUUUGGGUGGGUACAAGGAUUCUUAUGGACGGGCGGAGAAGUGGAAGAGAGAUGAAGAGGCGAGAAAGAAAAGCGAGACCGUUGUUGGGGUGCAGGAGGUAGCCGUUGCUUAG